This is a messenger RNA of Oikopleura dioica, 579 nucleotides long. Lineage: Eukaryota; Metazoa; Chordata; Appendicularia; Copelata; Oikopleuridae. The record is from the annotation of a GenBank genome assembly.
AUGUGUCUUUUCGGCUCGGGUCCAAAAAAAUUACCAACUGGCUCUAUUCGGCACAAGAAGCCACUCAUAAAGAAAAAAGGCGUUUUUGUAAUCGACGAGAAUCAAGAGCUAGAAUUGGCAUCGGAAGCAACAGGCAUUGAGCUACAUUCAAAUGGAGACGUCAAUCGACAGCAGCGAAAUUUAAACAUUUUGAAAGAAAAACAACCGGAAAUAUUUGAGAUCCAAAUCACUGUCUCUGAUGGAGAGCGAGAAACAACUCAAGACAGCUACUUAAAAUACACGAAUUUGGAAAGAACGAUGAGUUACCUAGGGAGCAUGCGAUCCAAGACUUCUUUGCUUUCUCGGAUGUCUUCUUUGAAUGUCAAGAGCGAGGAAAGUCUUCAAAGUGAGAACAGUCAUCGAGAGAAAAUCUCAAUCAAAGACAUCUUCGACGACAUUGGAAAAAGCAGGGACGACGCAGAAGAUUCAAGAAAAACUCUUUCCCUGGAAGUCAAUCGCAAGUCAGCAUUAAAUUUAAGAUCGCACACGAAUUCUACCCUGAAACUUUCUCCUCAUCCUUCAAACAAUCUUCUUGUAUAA